This is a messenger RNA of Rhizophagus irregularis DAOM 181602=DAOM 197198, 432 nucleotides long. RefSeq lists its product as uncharacterized. NCBI's taxonomy places the organism in Eukaryota, Fungi, Glomeromycota, Glomeromycetes, Glomerales, Glomeraceae. The record is from RefSeq and is a predicted model, not a curated record. Gene Ontology annotation, biological process: box H/ACA snoRNP assembly; ribosome biogenesis; pseudouridine synthesis. Gene Ontology annotation, molecular function: RNA binding. Gene Ontology annotation, cellular component: sno(s)RNA-containing ribonucleoprotein complex.
AUGGGCCUAAGCUCAGGACCUUUACGGACGAAAAAUGAGAUUAUUGAUAUAACAAUCCCCAAACCUACGAUAGAAAUAACGUCUGAUAUGCAUUUAACAGAAAUCGGCUCAAUACUUCAUGUGGUGGAAGACCAAAUAGUUAUUAAAGUUAAUGCUACCGGUGAAUAUAAAAUUUUGGAUGUAGGAACAGUUUUGGUAUUAGAAGAUAAAGAAGUUCUUGGUGAGAUAUUUGAAACGAUAGGCCCUGUGGCACAUCCGAUGUAUGUUGUUCGUUUUAAUGACAUUAACAAGGAGAAAGUCGUAAGGGAUGCAAAGGUAUUCGGUGUUGAUGAACUGUCAAAAUUUGUAUUUACUCAGGAGAUAUCUGAGCAUAAAGGGUGUGAUGCAAGUAAUGCAUUUGAUGAAGAGGUCAAUGAGGAGGUAUUGCAUUAA